Messenger RNA from Perkinsus marinus ATCC 50983, 1572 nucleotides. Its product is annotated as dual specificity protein phosphatase CDC14B, putative. Gene Ontology annotation, molecular function: phosphatase activity. The transcript is spliced from 5 exons. NCBI's taxonomy places the organism in Eukaryota, Perkinsozoa, Perkinsida, Perkinsidae. The record is from RefSeq and is a predicted model, not a curated record. Gene Ontology annotation, biological process: positive regulation of cytokinesis; microtubule cytoskeleton organization; dephosphorylation. The coding region runs from base 1 to 1572 and encodes 523 amino acids.
AUGACCGACAGUGAUGUGGCAAACAAACUGGACCGAUACUAUGGACGAUGGCACAAAUUGGAUUGCAACCGAGUUGCGUUCAAAGAAGUCGCGCUAGCUCGGGACACAGCUUUGUGCGUUGUUGAAUUACCACUGCAUCUACCUGCUCUCAAGCCUAUAAUUCUCGCCCAACACGAUCCUACCACAAGGCGAACGCCACCUUAUGGCCAUGAUGGGAAAUCUGCUGGGCGACCCUCCGAAAUGCAAGUUCGGAACUGGCAGGCUAGGAUGAGUCUUCCACCACCAUCAUUGUUUCCUUCACAUUCCGCAUUGUCUUCAAGCGCGAAACCCAAGCGAACCGCAGAAAGGCAUGUCAAAUUCUCGUUGCCGGAUGAAGACGUCAAAAGACAAAUCGGUCUUUACUCGUCUUGGCCUGUGAAGGAGUUGAUCCCACAGCGGCUCUAUUUUACUGUGUUCGACGGUCCCCUUAUCACUGAUCCCACGGCGAGGAGGAAGCCUAUACUACUGAACAUAGAUAACGAACUCGUCUAUAACAGGUUUUACAAGGACUUCGGGCCGCUCAACUUGGCACAGAUCACAACAUACCUACUCGAAUUGAGAUCUUUACUCGAAAGCGGCGCUCGUGAGGAUAGACCAGUGGUACACUACUGCAGCAGUCACCCAGAGAAGCGUCCGAAUGCGGUCCUCCUAGUCUCUGCAUAUCUGAUGUUUUUCCAUAAGCUCUCUCCAGCAGAGGCACUGGACCGUGUUGAAAGUGGAUACCCAAGCGUGAUGCCUUUCAGAGAUGCCUCGAUAGGAGACUGCCCUUAUCCCUGCACUAUUCUCGACUGCCUCUGCGGUCUACAGUACGCUUACCUGCUGGGUUGGUACGAUCCAUGCAGGUUCGAUAUCAAUGAGUACAACUACUAUGCCAGUCUCCAGAACGGCGAUCUAAAUUGGAUAAUACCAGGAAAAAUAUUGGCCUUUUCGAGCCCUCAAAAUGAACGAAGGGAUAAUCGUGGUUUCCCGGCCCACAUACCGGAGGAUUUCCACGCCGUAUUCAAGUCGAUGGGUGUUGAACUCAUCGUCAGAUUGAACGAUAAAUUGUAUGAUCGGAAUCGCUUCACUUCGGCAGGAUUCGCCCACAUGGACCUCUACUUCCCCGACGGGACUUGCCCAUCACAAUCCAUAAUGAGUUACUUCUUCAAUGCUGUCGAGUCUAUACCAUCUGGUGUGAUAGCUGUGCAUUGUAAAGCGGGCUUGGGCCGUACUGGCUGCCUCAUUGGUCUCUAUGCUAUGAAGCGAUAUGGGUUUCGAGCUCGAGCAUGGAUCGGUUGGAACAGAAUCUGUCGCCCAGGAUCUAUUCUGGGCCAUCAGCAACAGUUCUUAUGUGAUGUCGAGCAUGGAAUGCGAACUCCGCAGCUCAACAAGGUGCCGACGUUAUUGACCACGAUCGACCCUGAUAGAUAUGAGGUGGAUAUAGGUCAAGGCGAGAGGCUUAUGGCUGCUAAGCAGAAGACGGAAAUGACGAGACUCGGUGCUAACAAGAACAGCAUCAGUGCAAUGCUGCGGCUGAGUGCUGGCUCAUACUAG